This is a messenger RNA of Adelges cooleyi (spruce gall adelgid), 861 nucleotides long. RefSeq lists its product as uncharacterized. Bases 29 to 535 code for a protein of 168 amino acids. The record is from RefSeq and is a predicted model, not a curated record. Lineage: Eukaryota; Metazoa; Arthropoda; Insecta; Hemiptera; Adelgidae. The transcript has 6 exons.
UAGCGGUCAUACGCCUUGUCACGUCGCUAUGCAGUUUGGUCACGAGGAGGUGUUUAAAAUACUAGUGGAGAUUUAUGGAGCCGAUCCGAACAUGAGGGACUGGAGCGGACGGAAGCCUCGUCAGUACCUCAUGAACAAGGACACGAGCCUAUCGGCGGACACUUACCGCAAACUAAACGCCCGAAAACACAAAAACGCAGAAAAAGAUCUAGGAUUUUUGAGGAUUGGAUCCCUGAACGUACGCGUUAAACGCACCACAGAAGCAUUCAGUCAUUUCUUAGGCGUCGGAGGACAGAAUGCGGAGAAAAUCCAUAAAACAUGGGGUUCAGCCGACAACUUGCAGAAUGAUGCAAAGAGAAUGCCCCCUCCUAAAAGUGUUUCAAUUAAAAAAAGAAAAUCUAAGAAGCCGCAAGACUUUUUGAGAAGGGCUUCCGCUCCAUCCGAAAGAUCACCAGAAAAAAGAAAAUCAGACACAACUGGUGAUUCAGACUCAGAUACGGCUUGUGGAUUUGGCAACAACUGGCACCCAUCAUAAACUAAAUAUAUAGUCUAUUUCUAAAGUAUACUUUCAAUACGCUCGAUAUGGAUCAUUAAUAAUUUUUAAGUACAUCAUAGAGUUAAUCGAUCAAAUAUUAUUUUUUUUUUUAUAAAUAUCUUUUAAUUUUUUUUAUAAAAUGUAAUUAUCUAUUUUGUUAUUUUAUUUUAUUAGUUAAUAUAAUUAUUACUUAUUUUUUUAUUUGUGGCUAUUAUUUGAUUACCUAUUGGUUUUAAAUUAAUUAGCUCCCAAGCAGCCUAAGUCAGUUUUUAAAAGUAUUAAUUCUUUUAAAUAAUAAACUCAUGAUAAUACAUUUCAAUAGUAGG